AUGGAGGUGCCCAAGGCGGUGGCGCUUGUGGCCGCCCUGGCGUUCGUGGCGCUGGGAGCGCUGGCCACCAGGUGGCUGCAGCGCAUGGAGGCGCGGAAUGAGGAGGUACGCCGCCUCGCGUUGCUCGCGGCGGCGGAAGAGGAGACCAUCGAGAAGGAGGCGGCGGCCUACUACUAUGGCCAGUACGGCGGGUUCGUGCGCGCGCCCGACUUGCCGGAGGUACCUUCGCUGUGGACGACGGCGCAGGGGGUGGCCCCUGCGCCGCUGUGGACGACGCAGGCGCAGGAGGUGGAGGCUGAGGCGGCGGUUGCGGCCUCCCCUCCGGUGGGGAAGGGCGUCUGUGCGAUGUGCUCCAAGCCAACGACGCUCCGGUGCAAGCGAUGCAAGAGUGUCAAGUACUGCACCGUCAAAUGCCAAAUAGAUCACUGGAGAAAUGGUCACAACGAUGAAUGCCAUCCUCUAGGUCAUGGUGCCACACGAGAUGAUACACCUAAAAAUGUGAUGGCUGGAACAGAGCUUAAGGAUAUGCCAUUUGAGGCAUCCACUACCUAUGAAAAAUGUGAUGGCAAUAAAGAUAUGCUUUAUUCUCAUUUUACGGGGAAGGCAGAAUCUGUUGAUUUUUCAAGGCUUUCAACUUCAAGUGAAAUUUGCAAAGGUCAUGACGGCGCUGUUCGUGAAAACUGUUAUCUUACUGCUCAUGACCAGCGUGCUGGGUUGGAACCUGAACCGGAGCAAUCCAACAAGCAAGCUUUUGGUUCAGAAAACCAUGAAAGCUUAAGAAAUUUGCCAUGCAUGCCAGUUGUCGACAAAGUUCCUUCCACUCACAGCGGUGCAUAUUGUUUGGCAAGUAACCCACUUAAAAGAGAAGAUAAUCCUCCUGGUCCCUGUGCUAGGCCAGAGAGCUCAGGUGUGAUGCCAAAUAAUCCAUCAACAGAGAAGAAUUAUGCCAGACAACAAACAACUCCAAAAGCUGUGAGGAAUUAUCCAACAGAAUCGCUCUACAGCUUCAACAAGUUGGAAUUUUACCCGCUUGGUCUUUACAACCUUGGGAAUAGCUGCUAUGCAAAUGCUGUUCUUCAGUGCUUGGCAUUUACCCGGCCACUUACGGCAUAUCUUUUGGAAGGAUAUCAUUCACAAAAUUGUUCUAAAACUGAAUGGUGCUUCAUGUGUGAGUUGGAAAAGGUCUUGAUAGAGGGCAAACAUGGAAAAUCUCCAGUAUCACCUACUGGAAUACUAUGUCAUUUGAAUGAGAUUGGGGUCAGUUUUGGCCAGGGCAGUGAGGAGGAUGCCCAUGAAUUUCUAAGGUAUGCAAUUGAUAAGAUGCAAUCUGGUAGCAUGAAGGAAGCCAAGAAAAAUGGUAUCCAGCAGCUAGCUGAAGAAACAACUCUGGUGCAGUUUAUAUUUGGGGGUUAUCUGCGAUCUAAGAUAAAAUGCACAAAGUGUCAGGUCAGUUCAAAACAGAGUGAACGUAUUUUGGAUUUAACUGUUGAAAUAGAUGGGAAUAUCAGUACCCUUGACGGUGCACUUCGUCGGUUUACAUCUUCAGAAGUUUUAGACGGUGAUAAUAGGUACCAUUGUAGCAGAUGCAAUUCGUACGAGCGUGCCCAAAAGAAGUUGACUAUAUUAGAGGCCCCGAAUAUAUUGACAAUUGCACUAAAAAGAUAUCAGUCUGGUGUUUUGGGCGAGACCAGCAAGGUUGUCAAGUUCCCAGAGCACUUAAAUUUAUCCCAGUAUAUGAGUAGAACAGAUGAUUCUAGUCCUGUAUACAGCUUGUAUGCUGUGGUUGUCCACCACAAUGUUGCAAAUGCAACUGUGUCUGGUCAUUAUGUGAAACCUGUCUCUAUCCAAAAAGUCAUGUCAAAAUGUGCAUACAUGCUGCUUUAUGCAAGAAUUUCACCGCGUGCCCCAACCGCUGCAAGGGGAGCAAUGCUUAGUCAAGGAGCAUCAUCACGUACUAAUAAACCCAAGCAGAUGGCACGUUCAGGAUCGUUUCCUUCGGGAGGAGGCAGGUACCGGAGCAGCAGGCACCAAGGUGGGCAAUUGUCUAAGGAUGAUGCUGUGCACGACCUUACAUACACAUUGGGUGCAUCUGAUAGUUCAUCAUCGUACCCGGUACCACCGUCCUGCUUCAGUCGCAGCAACAGCUCCUCGCUGUUCAGCAGCUCUGAUGCAGGGUCAAGCUGCACUUUCAGCAGCGACAGCACUGAUAGUACAAGGAAAUCCAGCAUGGAGUAUGACCACAUAUUUGGAGCCUCGGGCUACAUGUGCCCGGUAAGCCCAGCGGUCAUACCCGAGGAAGACAAGCUGAGUUACUUGCGGCAAAAGUCUAGCUGGAACCCUAGCUCUUCAGGUCAUGACAUGGAUGGGGAGGCAGGUAAGUUUGCGCGGCAGUACCAGCGAAGGUAUCAUCAGUAUCAGGCUGGCAGGGGGCUCGUGUAG
This is a messenger RNA of Miscanthus lutarioriparius, 2439 nucleotides long. The record is from the annotation of a GenBank genome assembly. Lineage: Eukaryota; Viridiplantae; Streptophyta; Magnoliopsida; Poales; Poaceae.